Messenger RNA from Fomitiporia mediterranea MF3/22, 810 nucleotides. RefSeq lists its product as uncharacterized. Bases 40 to 750 code for a protein of 236 amino acids. Lineage: Eukaryota; Fungi; Basidiomycota; Agaricomycetes; Hymenochaetales; Hymenochaetaceae. The transcript is spliced from 3 exons. The record is from RefSeq and is a predicted model, not a curated record.
GGACGCGUCCCCUCCUUCUCCCGUCCACCAUCAUCCCGCAUGGCGAGGCGAGCAAACAAGAGACGCAGGAUCUCACGAGCGUCGAGUGCAACCUCGGGGUCAGAUUCGACAUGCACGAUAGCACGCACCUCGCCUCCGGUCUUGGCUUCCGACGCGUUUGUCUUCCCGGCUCCCGACACUUCUGAUCUCUCCUGCGUCUCUUGCCAUCGUGCACUCGGCACUCAUGCUGGUGCUGGUCCGAAGCAGACCCAGUACAUCGUUUGUCCGAGGUGCCGAGCCACGAGCUGCACGAUCUGUUCACGGACGUGCACGUCCAUCCCGCCUUCCCAUCCUCCGACGCCUCUUCUCUCUUUCUCUCCCUCACCCCCGGGUACUCCUUCGGGGCCAGCAGAAUGCCGACCCUUACCUCAAGAAUUUCAUCUAGAUGAAACGCCGAAACAACGCACCCGCUCAGACGCCCAGACGCAUCACACCGAAACCGCGCGGCGACGCAGGCAUAGCGAUAUCGUGGAAGACGACGAACGGACUGUUGUCGGUGCCGAAGACGAUUCGACUACCCAUACAAAGAUCACAGACGACUCGGCUCCUUUACCCGGAUGUGGUCGAAUUCUGUGCAAAAACUGUUGUAUUGAGAAUAUUCAAACUGGGGCAACUACUUGUUAUGACUGUUACGGACUUCCAUCUCUAGCACAGGACCUUCAUGCUCAAACGCAACUGUAUCCAAUUGUCCCUCUACUAAUUCCUCAAUGACGUCUGCUUAUCUGAACAAUCCGUCCUUGUCUCAGCACUCUUUUUAGGUGUAACUGUUUA